UCUAUCCGUCCACCCAGGGUCUAGAGGGCCCUACGGUGGGUCAGACCCUGGGCUGGACACCGGGCACCUAACCCAAGAUCCAGGGUUCAGGAGCGCCUCCCUUCCUCCUGCCCCGGGUGGGUGCGGCUGGUGAGCGAUUUCACCGCCGAAAGGUCCAGAAAGCCCAAGCCCGGAAUCCAGGCGAGAGGCUCAGCUGGAGGCGGCCCGACUUGGGCGGCCCGGGAGCGCGCGUCUCCGAGGCCGCGCGGGGUCCCCCUGUCUGGCGCUCAGGUGACUCCGCCGCCCACUCCGCCGCUCCCCUUCCCGGACCCUCCCCUCUCCAGCGAGGGUCGAGUUUGGCUGUUGCGCGCGGGGAAGGAGGGGCUACGAGGGAUUUGAAAGUGCACAGGCUGCGGAGUGGAGCUCGCAUCUGUUCCCGCCGCCCGCGACCGGAUUAAAUUUCUGCAAAUUCAAACUGAAUGGGGCUUUCUUCUGCUGCCUUCCAGAGGGCGCCUGCAGCCCGCCGCGCGCUGCUCUCGGGCGGGAGCGGCCGCCGGGCGCACAGCUAGGAGCGAGCGAGCCGGACCCGAGCCCGGGCGGGCCAGCCGGCGGCGGCGAGGGCGGAGGCUGCGGAGGCGCCCGGGCUCCGGCACCCAGGCACCGGACCGCGCCCCCCGCCGCCCCUCUCCGGCCAGCGCGGCUCCCUGCACACCCGAGGGGGGCGACCGUCAUCAGCCGGCCUGACGGGACCCGGGGCGGAGUCCCGGUGUCCUGAAAGGGGCCCAGGCGACCCUCUGAAGAAGAACUUCUUGGGGGCGGGUCCCCGGCAUCCCGUCGCCUGGGCGGCCGCUAUUGUCUGCGCGCGGCGCUUGGCGGCGGCCCGGGGCGCGGGAGGCGCGCGGGCCGGGCGGGGCCGGGCCCAGGGCGGCAGCAGGAGGAGCCGGGGGCGCCGGGGAGCCGGAGGAGGAGCCGCGAGCGCGGGAGCCGGGCCGGAGCGGCGGGCGAGCGCGAUGCCGGCGGCGGCGGGGGACGGGCUCCUGGGCGAGCCGGUGGCGCCCGGGGGCGGCGGCGGCGCCGAGGACGCGGCCAGGCCGGCGGCGGCCUGCGAGGGAAGUUUCCUGCCGGCCUGGGUGAGCGGCGUGCCCCGCGAGCGGCUCCGCGACUUCCAGCACCACAAGCGCGUGGGCAACUACCUCAUCGGCAGCAGGAAGCUGGGCGAGGGCUCCUUCGCCAAGGUGCGCGAGGGGCUGCACGUGCUGACCGGAGAGAAGGUGGCCAUAAAAGUCAUCGACAAGAAGAGAGCCAAAAAAGACACGUAUGUCACCAAGAACCUUCGGCGAGAGGGGCAGAUCCAGCAGAUGAUCCGCCACCCCAACAUCACCCAGCUCCUCGAUAUCUUAGAGACGGAGAACAGUUACUAUCUGGUCAUGGAGCUGUGUCCCGGGGGCAACCUCAUGCACAAGAUCUACGAGAAGAAGCGGCUGGAGGAACCCGAAGCCCGCCGAUACAUCAGGCAGCUGAUCUCUGCGGUGGAGCAUCUGCACCGGGCCGGGGUGGUCCACAGAGACUUGAAGAUAGAAAAUUUGCUACUAGAUGAAGACAAUAAUAUCAAGCUGAUUGACUUUGGUUUGAGCAACUGCGCGGGGAUCCUGGGCCACUCCGACCCAUUCAGCACGCAGUGUGGCAGCCCUGCCUAUGCGGCACCCGAGCUUCUUGCCAGGAAGAAAUAUGGCCCCAAAAUCGAUGUCUGGUCCAUAGGUGUGAACAUGUACGCCAUGUUGACUGGGACCCUGCCUUUCACGGUGGAGCCUUUUAGCCUGAGGGCUUUGUACCAGAAGAUGGUGGACAAGGAAAUGAACCCGCUCCCUACCCAGCUCUCCACAGGAGCCAUCAACUUCCUGCGCUCUCUCCUGGAACCAGAUCCCGUGAAGAGGCCCAACAUUCAGCAAGCACUGGCGAACCGCUGGCUCAAUGAGAAUUACACGGGCAAAGUGCCGUGUAAUGUCACCUACCCCAACAGGAUUUCCCUGGAAGACCUGAGCCCCAGCGUGGUGCUGCACAUGACCGAGAAGCUAGGUUACAAGAACAGCGACGUGAUCAACACUGUGCUUUCCAACCGGGCCUGCCACAUCCUCGCCAUCUACUUCCUGUUAAACAAGAAACUCGAGCGCUAUCUGUCAGGGAAAUCCGACAUCCAGGACAGCGUCUGCUACAAGACCCAGCUCUACCAGAUAGAAAAGUGCAGGCCCACCAAAGAGCCCUAUGAGGCCUCCCUGGACACCUGGACAAGAGACUUUGAAUUCCAUGCUGUGCAGGAUAAAAAGCCCAAAGAACAGGAAAAAAGAGGGGAUUUUCUUCAUCGGCCGUUUUCCAAGAAGCUGGAUAAGAGCCUGCCCUCGCACAGACAGCCCUCGGCCUCGCUCGUCACGCAGGUUCAGGACGCCAAGGCCCUGCUGAAGGACCGCAAGGCCCCCAAGUCCGGCUUCCCCGACAGAGAUUCCUUUGGCUGCCGCAAUAUUUUCCGCAAAACCUCAGACUCCAAUUGUGUGGCUUCUUCUUCCAUGGAGUUCAUCCCCGUGCCACCUCCCAGGACCCCCAGGAUUGUCAAGAAACUGGAGCCCCCUCAGCCAGGGCCUGGAAGCACCGGAAUCCCCCCCAAGGAAGACCCCCUGAUGCUGGACAUGGUGCGCUCCUUUGAGUCUGUUGAUCGCGAUGACCAGAUAGAACUGCUUUCCCCGUCCCAUCACUAUAGGAUUCUAAACUCUCCCGUGGGCUUGGCUCGCGGAAAUCCCAGCGAGCGGACGCUCUCCCCGGUUCUGCUGCCCGGAAGCCCAUCACCUCUCCAAACUCCUUUGCAUCCCACUCUCAUCUCCUUUGCUCACGAAGAUAAGAACAGCCCCCCAAAAGAGGAGGGCGUGUGUUCCCCACCUCCGGUUCCCACUCACGGCACCACGCAGCCUCUGGGGAGCCCGAAUUGUGUGAAGAGCCGAGGCAGGUUCCCCAUGAUGGGCAUCGGACAGAUGUUGAGGAAGCGGCAUCAGAGCCUGCAGCCCUCGGCGGACAGGCCCCUGGAGGCCAGCAUGCCCCCGCUGCAGCCCAUGGCCCCCGUGAGCCUCUCCUUUGACAUGGCUGAUGGGGUCAAAGGCCAGUGUUAGUCUGGGCCAGCGGCAGGAUUCUGGGUUCUUCUAAAGGAGGUGAUGGAAUAGAGCUCCACACAUCUGUCAGGGUGUGAAGAUUCCAUGGCCUCAUCUUCUCCUGCCGUGCAACGUCCCAACUGUGGAACAGCUGAAAUCCACAAAUCCAAAGCCUAUACAACCCAGUCCCGUGUAGGAACCGCCAGAGAUGCUGGAAUCCACUAGAAGUGUUGACUGUGGGUGCAGCCGGUUCCAAUCAUUCAUGUCAUUCUUCCUCCCUCCUACUCACUCGCCCUCCGCCCACCUCCCUCAGCUGGGCUCCGGGGCGAAAGCCGGCAUCGGCCUCUGGGCUACUCCAAUUACUGACUGUUACUCGACCUUUCUUCACCCUGUGCUCUGUGUGUGCCUCUCAGUGGAUUGUUCUCUUUUCAGCAGUCGGCCGCGGUCGCGUGGGGACUGACUGAGGCAUCACAAAGCAGUUCAUCUGGGCCACGGUUUCCCUUCCUUUUGUAGCAGUGAGUCCUGCAGGCUGGCGGGAGCUGGCCACCCAGUGUGGAGCACCAGGCCCCGAACCUCAGAGGAAGACGGGCAGGAACCUCUGCCACCAGCACCGCCUCCUCUGAGCAGAAAGGGGCAGCUGGGCAAGGACUGAUCUAAACAGUAGGGACCCCCAGAAAAGAAAAAGACUGAAGGGGACACUCAUUUGCCAAGCAAGGUUUUGACAGAUUUUUUUUGUUUAUUGGUUGGAACUUGCUAAUGGUCGAAUUAUCUUCUCCAAAGAUGAUUUCUCUUUAUGUGAGGUCGUUAAAUCGAAGUAACAUAAUUUUUAAAAACCUGUAUAGAGAGACGAGAAGUGAUUCCACCAAACUCAUGUUUUCCCGAAAGGCUAAGCAUGAGAGCAUAAGAGCUCACCAGGAGAUGUUUUCAGUGGCUGGUGGACCGCAGGAGCCUGCAGGAGGGGCAUGGUCCCAGCCGGCCCUCUGUUCUUCCCACUGCAUCAACAAAGCCCCGAUCCUUCUGGAAGGCAUAGAACAUAAUUACAUUUGAUUAUUUAGAAAGAGAGAAAAUGGUUAAGGUUGAAUUUGGAUGGCAAGAAGACACCAUUACCUCUGUGCAAUACAGUUUUCAAGCUGCCAAGAGAAAAAGUGAGGUUUAGAGAGCUCAGCUGGUUUGCUGUGAGCUGUGAGCAGGCUGGCCUGGCUGGCGGGGAUCAUGUUCCUAAUACGGUACGUGUCUUCUUGGAGGGAAGCAGCGUUUCUCCAAUAGGCUUUUGAGUCCGUGUUCUGUUCUCACACCUUUUGCCAAGGAUUGAACCAAAGAUGCGUCUCCGGUUCUGUGUCAGUGCCGUCCCUGUGUGCGUGUUUUGUGGACCCUAGUGUUGUCUGACCAUUUCCAGCUGGAGCCUGGGCCCUGGCACUUGGUGGGGGGGGCCACUCGGUCGUGAGCAGAGUUGAGAAAAGAAGAAGAAUUAGCACAGGUUGGAGCGCUAUUAGCUCAGGAGACAAGUUACCCCACGGCCUGGCGUCUUCAACUGUUGACAAGUGCAGGUGUGACCAGAAACCACCGCUGUGGUGGUCACUCCAAGGCUAGUCUUCUCAACCCACUUGUUCCAGAACAGACCUCGGCCCUUGAGAAUUGCAAAGCCUGCCUUCAUUUCCAUUGGCAGCCAGCCCAUGCCGGAGAGUGGUGAGGUGGUUCUUCAUCUUUUCUCAUUUACCAGUAGUGAUUUCCUUCGGCCCUCACGUCUGUGACUGAGUGAGGAGAGCACGCAUAUUUGGCUGGCCCCAGAAGCCACCUCGAUGCCCAGUCAUGGCUGCUUCCCCUUUGAUGGGAUCGUCCCCGCUCUAGGGGUUCUUAUGAGGAGGUCAGGCUCCUGGCUGUUGUGUUAUUCCUUUGUAUGGCUCCAGACUGGGUUCCGGAACUUUCCAUUGAAAAUAGAGCUUUUUAGGCAGAGAGAAGAAAAGAAGCUUUUCUGAAAAAGACUCUCUCCAUUUGAUGUGAAGUGUUUGGUUUUCGAUCAGUGAAGAAACCUCUUUUGAUGGUGUCCAGCUGCAAGUGUCCCGCUCUGCAGGUUCCCAGGCUGUGUUCCUGUGCCUUGUGGACCUCCUCUAGUCCUUUGUGUCUCUUUCUUGUAUCUUACCUUCCUUGAGAGCGUGAGCAUUUCUGUGUCGCCGUUAGCUUGUUGGAACUUGUUUCCCAUUCCUUGCUUGCUUCAAGAACAGCUGUGGACUGUCAUCUAGCUAACUGACUGCAUCACCGUUGGUAACUUGAACUGUGACCUCAGGUUUAUUCCGAACCCAGUGAGACGUGAGGGGGAGUGGGGAAGGGGGGUAAACCGUAUUUUUGUGUGUGUGAGCACCUGACAAAUCUAUGAAAUCGAGCGAAAGAAGAAAUGUUAAAUUCUUUAUUAUUUUAUUAUAUUUAUAUGGAAAACUUGAGUAUCCUUUGGUUAGUACAAAGCGUGUUGUCUCUGUGACCCGUGACUGUCUCUCAUUAGUCUGAGCCUGUGUGCUUAGUCAGCCUGUAGUGACUGACGGAUGUGACUGAACUAUCAUCAUGUGAAAUCUAGAAGGAAGUCAACUUUAAUUGUACGAUUUGGUCAUAAGUAAGGACUGUAUUUAUGUCACCAUUAUUAAAUAUAUGUACUUUUAUAAUGACUGUGAAAUACACUUUUCCCUCGCUAUGACUGCUUCCUUUAUUUUGCUGAUAAACCUGAAAAAUUGAGUAUGUUGCAAAUAGUCGUACCAUCUUCUGUGUAAAUUUCUUGGCCCAGCAACUGACUAGAUCCAAGGGGGAAUCAAGUUGUGGGCAUUUGAGGGCAUUUUCCGCUUCAGGAUCCCUCCUUCAUUUCACCUGCAACUGGUGUGUCUGCAAAAGUCUACCUCUGACAUACGGCAAAGGGCAGAUCAAGAUGAAUCACCAUUUUUCUUUUUGGGGGGAUCUGGAUGUCCCAUGGAGACUCUGAAAAUGGUACAUGAAGAAUGACAUCUGUAAACACUACCUCUAAAAUUUUGUCCUUGUUUUUAGACCUUGGUGAGGAGUGGG
Messenger RNA from Diceros bicornis minor, 6158 nucleotides. RefSeq names its product hormonally up-regulated Neu-associated kinase (gene HUNK). Gene Ontology annotation, biological process: protein phosphorylation; intracellular signal transduction. Gene Ontology annotation, molecular function: ATP binding; protein serine/threonine kinase activity. The record is from RefSeq and is a predicted model, not a curated record. Bases 990 to 3134 code for a protein of 714 amino acids. NCBI's taxonomy places the organism in Eukaryota, Metazoa, Chordata, Mammalia, Perissodactyla, Rhinocerotidae. Gene Ontology annotation, cellular component: cytoplasm. The transcript is spliced from 11 exons.